AUGUCGAAUUUAAUUUUUUUAAAUAGCCAAAAAGGCAAAAAGCUACUUCCAUACGACGGAUAUUUGCAUAACUUACACCAAUCGACUGAAAAUAAAUGUAUUUGGCGCUGUGUUGAACUUAUAAACUACAUAUGCAAAGGACGCUGUCAUACAACUAAUGRCGAAGAAUCAGGAGAAAUUAUAAAAAUACCCACACAUAGACACCCUCCAAAUGCUGUUAAAGUUAAUGUUAAAGAAGCAAUUGAUAAAUUAAAAAAUGAAGCUAAAACGUCAUGUGAACCUACAAGAAAUGUAGUCAGUAAAAUAGUUUCAGAUGUAUCUAAAAUAACUGUCAGUAAAUUACCACCAAUUGAUAUGUUAUCUCAGACUGUACGUAUAGAACAAUAA
Diuraphis noxia (Russian wheat aphid) is the source of this 387-nucleotide messenger RNA. RefSeq lists its product as uncharacterized. The record is from RefSeq and is a predicted model, not a curated record. NCBI's taxonomy places the organism in Eukaryota, Metazoa, Arthropoda, Insecta, Hemiptera, Aphididae.